AUGAAGGUUCAUGUCCAAGCUGUCCCUUAUGUUGGAACGAACCAGUAUACUACAGGCACAGUUCCUCUUUCGUUCCUUAUUUUUGCCAGAAGAUGCACUGCUUACUUGUCUGUUACCUUAUAUCCGCAAUACCAGAGGAAGCCAGUGGUACGCUCUCUCUCGUACAGCGCUUUGGAAAACGGUGCUGUCUACUACGAAGAACCCGAUACUCGCUCACUCAAGGCUGCUAAACGGCGCUUUUUGCAACAGAAUCUGGAGAUCCGCCAACGAUGCCGAAACUCCAAAUUGCUUUCUAGCUGCCGUCGAUCAAUCUCCCUGGAUCCUAUACUCUGGUUGCUCAUGUCUAAGUCAGAGCGCAGUCGCUGUAUACACUGGAGACUAGGCUGGCUUCCUGGUGGCAAACUUCGGCCAUGUCCUAAGCACCCAAUGCAACAGCUAUCUAAAAAUCACGCUAUUAGUUGCCUUGAUAUGCAUCGACAUCUGCUCAUGCCUGAAACAAUACGGGAUCCAUUGUCAUUCCUUCUAAAUAUGCUUCCUUUACGCCCUUCGGUUCCCCCAAACCUAGCCCUCACCUGGUCUCAGCAAUGGCCGAUUUUAUGCUCCCUACUACAUGAAUUAGAUCAGCUAUACUAUAAUAAACUGAUCCCUACUAAGCAUUCCCAUGGUCAAAAGCUUCUUGUAUGGUUAAAGCAAUCCAUUUAACUUUUCAUCGAUAACCCUACUCAUUAAUUUCCGUUUGCAUUUUUUACCCUUGUACCCACAAGGGGCUUUUUC
Rhizopus microsporus ATCC 52813 is the source of this 774-nucleotide messenger RNA. RefSeq lists its product as uncharacterized. The coding region runs from base 1 to 702 and encodes 233 amino acids. The record is from RefSeq and is a predicted model, not a curated record. The transcript has a single exon. Lineage: Eukaryota; Fungi; Mucoromycota; Mucoromycetes; Mucorales; Rhizopodaceae.